AUGAUGGCCGUGGAUAUAGAGUACAGAUACAACAGCAUGGCCCCUUCUCUGCGUCGCGAGCGCUUUGCAUUCAAGGUAUCCCCGAAGCUGAGCAAGCCCCUGAGGCCCUGCAUUCAGCUAGCCAGCAGGACGGAAGCCGGUGGAAUGGUGACCCCAACAGUCCCUGAGAAAAAGGUGAAAAAGCGGGUUUCCUUCGCAGACAACCAAGGGCUGGCCCUGACAAUGGUCAAAGUGUUCUCAGAAUUCGAUGACCCAUUAGAUAUUCCAUUCAACAUCACCGAGCUACUAGACAACCUGGUGAGUCUGACGACAGCAGAGAGCGAGAGCUUUGUUCUGGAUUUUUCACAGCCCUCUGCAGAUUACUUAGACUUUAGAAACCGUCUUCAGACCAAUCAUGUCUGCCUGGAAAACUGCGUGUUGAAAGACAAAGCCCUCGCAGGGACUGUGAAGGUUCAGAACCUGGCCUUCGAGAAGAUUGUGAAAAUCAGAAUGACAUUUGACACUUGGAAAAGCUUCACAGACUUUCCUUGUCAGUAUGUGAAAGACACUUAUGCCGGGUCCGACAGGGACACGUUCUCCUUUGACAUCAGCCUCCCCGAGAAAAUUCAGUCCUAUGAGAGAAUAGAGUUUGCUGUGUGUUAUGAGUGUAAUGGCCAGGCAUAUUGGGACAGCAACAGAGGCAAAAACUACAGGAUCAUCCGAGCAGAGCUAAAAGCCACUCAGGGAAUGAUGGAACCACAAAAUGGACCGGAUUUUGGAAUAGCCUUUGACCAGUUUGGAAGCCCAAGGUGUUCCUAUGGUCUAUUUCCCGAGUGGCCUAGUUACUUAGGAUAUGAAAAGCUAGGGCCCUACUAUUAG
This is a messenger RNA of Dipodomys ordii (Ord's kangaroo rat), 858 nucleotides long. It is a transcript of the gene Ppp1r3b, whose product is annotated as protein phosphatase 1, regulatory subunit 3B. The transcript has a single exon. Gene Ontology annotation, cellular component: protein phosphatase type 1 complex. Gene Ontology annotation, biological process: regulation of glycogen biosynthetic process; regulation of glycogen catabolic process. Lineage: Eukaryota; Metazoa; Chordata; Mammalia; Rodentia; Heteromyidae. The record is from RefSeq and is a predicted model, not a curated record. Bases 1 to 858 code for a protein of 285 amino acids. Gene Ontology annotation, molecular function: protein phosphatase regulator activity; protein phosphatase 1 binding; glycogen binding.